Molecule: messenger RNA, 3844 nt
Organism: Lates calcarifer (barramundi perch)
Lineage: Eukaryota; Metazoa; Chordata; Actinopteri; Centropomidae
Gene: paqr7b
Product: progestin and adipoQ receptor family member VII, b
Exons: 2
Coding region: 205-1263 (352 amino acids)
Biological process (GO): response to steroid hormone
Cellular component (GO): plasma membrane
Molecular function (GO): nuclear steroid receptor activity; steroid binding
Source: RefSeq, a predicted model, not a curated record
CGUUCGCCGAUUGGCCAGAAGAGCCGCUCGUGAAACUGCCCAGCAGCUGCGCCGUUAGAGCCGCCAGGCGCUGCUCCCAUCGCGGUCAUCCUUUUCCUCCGCUCACCCCUUCAAACAAUGUUAUCUAUAUUCUGCACGGCUCUAAAUCAUUCGCUCACCGCUACAUCUGAGACUUUGGAUUGAUUCUACCGCCUACAGUUUGCCAUGGCGACGGUGGUGAUGGAGCAGAUCGGUCGCCUGUUCAUCAACGCUCAGCAGCUGCGUCAGAUCCCUCAGCUGCUGGAGUCGGCCUUCCCCACGCUGCCUUGUACCGUGAAGGUGUCCGAUGUUCCCUGGGUGUUCCGCGAGCGCCACAUCCUCACCGGCUACAGGCAGCCAGACCAAAGCUGGCGCUACUACUUCCUCACUCUUUUCCAGAGGCACAAUGAGACCCUCAACGUGUGGACCCAUCUGCUGGCCGCCCUCAUCAUCUUGGUGAAGUGGCAGGAGAUCUCAGAGACAGCCGAUUUUUUGCGAGACCCUCAUGCUCAGCCCCUCUUCAUUGUCCUCCUGGCAGCCUUCACCUACCUCUCCUUCAGCGCCCUCGCUCAUCUUCUCUCUGCCAAGUCCGAGCUCUCCUGCUACACCUUCUACUUCCUUGACUACGUGGGGGUCGCUGUCUACCAGUAUGGCAGUGCCCUGGCACACUACUACUAUGCCAUAGAGAAAGAGUGGCACACCAGAGUGCAAGGGCUCUUUUUACCUGCAGCAGCAUUCUUGGCUUGGCUCACCUGCUUCGGCUGCUGCUACGGCAAAUACGCCAGCCGUGAGAUACCGUCGUUUGUCCUCAAGCUCUUCCAAGUGGCACCCUCAGCCUUGGCUUACUGUUUAGACAUAAGCCCCGUUGCUCACCGCAUCUACAGCUGCUACCAGGAGGGCUGCUCUGACCCGGUGGUGGCGUACCAUUUCUACCACGUGAUCUUUUUCCUUAUCGGCGCCUAUUUCUUCUGCAGCCCUCACCCAGAGAGUUUCUUCCCUGGGAGGUGUGACUUCAUCGGGCAGGGCCACCAGAUCUUUCACGUGUUCGUGGUGGUGGGCACCCUGACGCAGAUCGAAGCGCUGCGAACAGACUUCACAGAGCGCCGCUCCUCCUACGAGCGCCUUCACGGCGACCUUGCGCACGACGCUGUUGCACUCUUCAUCUUCACUGCCUGCUGCUGCGCUCUUACCGCUUUUUAUGUACGCAAGUGUGUACGUGCCUCUCUCCACGAGAAGGAGCAGUAAGAAUUGAAUUGUGUGGGAGAAAAAAAAAAAGAUCUAAUUUAUUUUACUCUGUAGAGACCAUUAAUUAAAAUAAUUCAAAUGUUUUUUGUCAAUGGAAGUUAUCAGUUUGUGACAGUGACUUAUGAUUAUUUCUUCUAUGUGAUUUGCCAAACUACAGUGACUAUCAAAGUGAUAAAGGUUGUUUUACUGACUUUUCAUUGAGGAAAAGGGAAUCUAGUAAUUUGUCAGCAGCAGUACAGGUAGCACAUUAACACUGCAAUGAGUCCUUGCAUCUUUACUCUGCUCUUUUAUUAGUCUGCAAGGUUUUUAUUUAGGAAUGUUUUACAAAAUACACUUUUUGUCAAGGUGAGCAGACAAAUUAAGAGAUUGGUUUCUUAAGAUGCCUUUGGUUUCUUAAGAUCACAUUUAGAAUUAUCUCACUGUCUCAAUCAAACUGUAGCAUUUAAAAUCAUGUAAGCAUUUAUUUUUACAGUUUGCAGUCCCAUAACACUUUGUAUAUACAGUCAGAUACCUAUUCCAAUCCAAUUUAAACUGGUGUACUUCCUACUUAUCUAGGAAGAUACCUCUCUCUUUUUCUUCCUUUUGAUUCUGCCCCUCCCUUUAGGGAUCGAAGCAGGAUUUUAAAAUUUUAAAUUUAUCAAGGCGCUAACACUGUGCCAUGCAAAUGUUUGAACAUAUUCUGGGGAAAAGUUGAGAACCCAAUUUGAAAACCAAAUAUUGUACCUCUUUAUUUAAAAAAGAAAAAAAAAAGAGAUGUUUUUUUUUUUCUUCGGUGGGUGAUACGAUUCUGUUGAGUUAUGUUGAAAAUGAGGCUGGCACUCACUGGUAUUGGCUAAAGGAUGGGUGGUAGAUUACUGAUGUCCCUUUGUCGUCGUGACGGUGUUAAUCUCUUUUAUUCAAAGGGCUGGAACUUCAGCUUUUGCCUUUUCACAUCCCAUGAUAUCAAUGCUUUUUGAGUGCAUUGUUUUCACUGUCGGUCGAUUAGAUUGGAGUCACAAAAAGCCGUGUCUGACUGGUGUUCUGCUUUUAGGUAUAUUUUGUUUUUGUAUGAUGAAUAUGUAUGUGCCUCUACGCAUGUCUUUUGGUAUAUACUGUGGAUGUUAAGUGUGUGAAUGUCUAUGAAAGCUUAGCCUUGCACUUGUUUCUUACCCUGUAAAUAAGCUGUAUUUCUCUAGAAAGUCAUUUGCAUCCCAUUUUCUCUGUAUCUAAUAGCAUUCAGACCUGAAUGCAUAUCUUUUUUUUCUGGUGGAAUGCAGCACACUCCCAUUGUCAAGUCAAGUCAAAUUUUAUUUAUAUAGCGCCAAAUCACAACAGAAGUUAUCUCGAGGCACUGUACAUAUAGAGCAGGUCUAGACCGUACUCUUUAUCAUUGUGCUGCAUCCUUUCUGUGUGUUUUAUGUUUGGUGUCCUCCUGCCUAUCAGACUUUAAUGGCCAUAAAUACACCAUUUCAUACUGUUACUCUGAAGAAUCCUUUUUGUUUUUACUCUUGUUUUUUUUUUUUUUACUUUUGUUAUUGAUAGAUUACACAGAUAUGGCUCACUGGUAAUGUUGCUUAGAUUUCUAUCUCACAAAAUCUUAAAUGUCAGAAAUGAUCUAUAUUCAUUGCAACACUCUCUGUUCAUGAUGGUGUUUAAUGUGCCAAUGAAUCUGUUAUUGCUUCAGCGAUGGUACUACUGAAAGAUGAAUCCAGAGACUGAAUGUCACGAGUGACAAGUUGAUUUUAAAUGAUGUCUUGACCUGACUGCGAAACAUGUUACUGGUGAGAUGUUAACCUCAACCUCCCCCUGAAUAUGAACCCUCUAAUUGUUGACUUUGGCACUACUGACCUGGUCUCAUCAUGCACUGCCUGAAUCAACACUGUAUAUACUGUAGCUGACAACACUGGCUAUGUUUACAUGCAUGGAGGUGUCUGCCGUUAAUGUGGUUAUUCUGGUUUUGUGUGCAGGGUAACCCUGGGUGAAACUGUACUCCAGUUCAGGGACACCUGUGCCAGACACCUCCCCUUUUUGUGCAGGGUUUAUAUAUUGGUUGGCAACAAGGUUGACAACUGACUUUGCACACAUAGUCUCAUGCUUCAUCGAAAGGCUACUUUGUAGGCUAAUGAUAUCCAGUUGGCAAAUGAAGCCUCUAAGUCUCUCACCAGCCCUGCCUGUGACAUGAGGUCAUUGUCCUAAUCAUCAAAAGGACCAAAACGAUUAAAACUGGGCUUAUAAUUUCUUUCCCAUGUGUUACAGUUAACAGCUGGAAAGUGACCAGUAUUUUUUUGCUAAAUAGAUUGUUGCAACAUGGAUACUCUUAUCACAAACCUGAUUAAGAUCUUAACUGGAAUAUGGACAGCACUCCAUGUAAGUGACGUGUGUGUGUGUGUGUGUGUGUGUGUGUGAGUGAGUGAGUGAGUGAGUGAGUGAGUGUAUGAGUGUGUGUAAACGUAGCCUCUGAUGCCAUCCAAGGUUUCCUUUUAUCCCUUUAUGAAAGCAGGGUGAGAGGGACCAGAAUGUCUUCUGCCUCUAAAAAUAUGUGUGGCUGACUGUACUAAUAUUCUGUGGUAUUUAUGAAAAUAAAGUGUUACAGUAACUUCAA